AUGGUACUGUCGGGUCGGAUCCGCUCCCUCUUCGAUGAAGUUUGUGUGCAUAUAGGUACACAGAGAAGGCAAGGCAAGGCAAGGCAAGGAGGAGAAGGCAAGGCAAGGCAAGGAGGAGAAGGCAAGGCAAGGCAAGGAGGAGAAGGCAAGGCAAGGCAAGGAGGAGAAGGCAAGGCAAGGCAAGGAGGAGAAGGCAAGGCAAGGCAAGGAGGAGAAGGCAAGGCAAGGCAAGGAGGAGAAGGCAAGGCAAGGCAAGGAGGAGAAGGCAAGGCAAGGCAAGGAGGAGAAGGCAAGGCAAGGCAAGGAGGAGAAGGCAAGGCAAGGCAAGGAGGAGAAGGCAAGGCAAGGCAAGGAGGAGAAGGCAAGGCAAGGCAAGGAGGAGAAGGCAAGGCAAGGCAAGGAGGAGAAGGCAAGGCAAGGCAAGGAGGAGAAGGCAAGGCAAGGCAAGGAGGAGAAGGCAAGGCAAGGCAAGGCAAGGAGGAGAAGGCAAGGCAAGGCAAGGAGGAGAAGGCAAGGCAAGGCAAGGAGGAGAAGGCAAGGCAAGGCAAGGAGGAGAAGGCAAGGCAAGGCAAGGAGGAGAAGGCAAGGCAAGGCAAGGCAAGGAGGAGAAGGCAAGGCAAGGCAAGGCAAGGAGGAGAAGGCAAGGCAAGGCAAGGCAAGGAGGAGAAGGCAAGGCAAGGCAAGGCAAGGAGGAGAAGGCAAGGCAAGGCAAGGCAAGGAGGAGAAGGCAAGGCAAGGCAAGGCAAGGAGGAGAAGGCAAGGCAAGGCAAGGAGGAGAAGGCAAGGCAAGGCAAGGAGGAGAAGGCAAGGCAAGGCAAGGAGGAGAAGGCAAGGCAAGGCAAGGAGGAGAAGGCAAGGCAAGGCAAGGAGGAGAAGGCAAGGCAAGGCAAGGAGGAGAAGGCAAGGCAAGGCAAGGAGGAGAAGGCAAGGCAAGGCAAGGAGGAGAAGGCAAGGCAAGGCAAGGAGGAGAAGGCAAGGCAAGGCAAGGAGGAGAAGGAGAAGGCAAGGCUAGGAGGAGAAGGCAAGGCAAGGAGGAGAAGGCAAGGCAAGGAGGAGAAGGCAAGGCAAGGAGGAGAAGGCAAGGCAAGGAGGAGAAGGCAAGGCAAGGAGGAGAAGGCAAGGCCAGGAGGAGAAGGCAAGGCAAGGAGGAGAAGGCAAGGCAAGGAGGAGAAGGCAAGGCAAGGCAAGGAGGAGAAGGCAAGGCAAGGAGGAGAAGGCAAGGCAAGGCAAGGAGGAGAAGGCAAGGCAAGGAGGAGAAGGCAAGGCAAGGAGGAGAAGGCAAGGCAAGGCAAGGAGGAGAAGGCAAGGCAAGGAGGAGAAGGCAAGGCAAGGAGGAGAAGGCAAGGCAAGGAGGAGAAGGCAAGGCAAGGAGGAGAAGGCAAGGCAAGGAGGAGAAGGCAAGGCAAGGAGGAGAAGGCAAGGCAAGGAGGAGAAGGCAAGGCAAGGAGGAGAAGGCAAGGCAAGGAGGAGAAGGCAAGGCAAGGAGGAGAAGGCAAGGCAAGGAGGAGAAGGCAAGGCAAGGAGGAGAAGGCAAGGCAAGGAGGAGAAGGCAAGGCAAGGAGGAGAAGGCAAGGCAAGGAGGAGAAGGCAAGGCAAGGAGGAGAAGGCAAGGCAAGGAGGAGAAGGCAAGGCAAGGAGGAGAAGGCAAGGCAAGGAGGAGAAGGCAAGGCAAGGAGGAGAAGGCAAGGCAAGGAGGAGAAGGCAAGGCAAGGAGGAGAAGGCAAGGCAAGGAGGAGAAGGCAAGGCAAGGAGGAGAAGGCAAGGCAAGGAGGAGAAGGCAAGGCAAGGAGGAGAAGGCAAGGCAAGGAGGAGAAGGCAAGGCAAGGAGGAGAAGAAGGCAAGGAGGAGAAGAAGGCAAGGAGGAGAAGAAGGCAAGGAGGAGAAGAAGGCAAGGAGGAGAAGGCAAGGCAAGGAGGAGAAGAAGGCAAGGAGGAGAGUAAGAAAGACACACAUGUCCUGUGGCACAAGAAUCUGAACAAUAGACCCUGCAAGAAAAUGUCUACAGCACACCAUGCACUGCAAAAACCUACAAAAGAACUCCUGAAGGACUCUAGUUUAGGAGGCACUUGGGGAGCUAGCUGA
This is a messenger RNA of Schistocerca gregaria, 2082 nucleotides long. RefSeq names its product axoneme-associated protein mst101(2)-like. The transcript has 4 exons. The record is from RefSeq and is a predicted model, not a curated record. Lineage: Eukaryota; Metazoa; Arthropoda; Insecta; Orthoptera; Acrididae. Bases 1 to 2082 code for a protein of 693 amino acids.